Plasmodium reichenowi is the source of this 480-nucleotide messenger RNA. RefSeq names its product cytochrome c2 precursor, putative. The record is from RefSeq and is a predicted model, not a curated record. Gene Ontology annotation, molecular function: heme binding; electron transfer activity. The transcript has a single exon. The coding region runs from base 1 to 480 and encodes 159 amino acids. Gene Ontology annotation, cellular component: mitochondrial intermembrane space. Lineage: Eukaryota; Apicomplexa; Aconoidasida; Haemosporida; Plasmodiidae. Gene Ontology annotation, biological process: mitochondrial electron transport, cytochrome c to oxygen; mitochondrial electron transport, ubiquinol to cytochrome c.
AUGAAUAUAGGUGGUUAUAAAAAAAAAGGCAAUUUAGAUGAUGAAUUUCCCGAUGAUUUCGUAUUACCUCCUGGUGAUAAAGUAAAAGGAGAGAAAUUAUUUAAAAAGCAUUGUAAGCAGUGUCAUUCGAUAGCACCUGAUAAUAGUCAGACUAAUUCAGGAUUUACGAGUUGGGGACCUACAUUAUUUAAUGUAUAUAAUAGAACAGCAGGAAUGAGUAAAGGUAAUUCACCUUUCCAAACAUCUCCCGAUUUAUAUACAUCAGGAAUAAUAUGGAAUGAUGUGAAUUUACUUAAGUAUAUGAAAAAUCCACAACAAUUUGUUGAGUCACAUAUUGGUAUGAAUUUUAAGGGUUUAUCGAAUUUGCAAGAAAGGGUUGAUAUUGUACAUUACUUAAAAACAUUGACUUAUGAUGACCCUUAUGGAAAACAAAUUGUGGAAAAAUAUACAAAGAAAGGAAAGACAAGUGGAAGUAAAUAA